Perognathus longimembris pacificus (Pacific pocket mouse) is the source of this 4316-nucleotide messenger RNA. Its product is annotated as KIAA1958 ortholog. The record is from RefSeq and is a predicted model, not a curated record. The coding region runs from base 178 to 2406 and encodes 742 amino acids. NCBI's taxonomy places the organism in Eukaryota, Metazoa, Chordata, Mammalia, Rodentia, Heteromyidae. The transcript has 5 exons.
GGUGCCUGGCCCUCCGGCUGCUCGCCGUCCUCCCGCCCUCCUCCCUCCCCCCCCACCCUCAUUGCGUCCCGCCCCGUCCAGCCCGGGCAGCCGGGCUCCCACAGGCCGCCCCGCCGCUCGCGUUCCUAUGGACAGACGCACAGACACCUGCAGGAAAGACGCUGCUGAUCCUGUAACAUGGAGGAUUGUCUUCAUACCUCAUCUGAAAACCUGUCCAAAUUGGUCAGUUGGGCCCACAGCCAUGGGACCAUUUGCAGCCUCAUUCCAAACCUGAAACAUUUGCUUUCUGAAGGUUCCCAUGGGAACCUGACUGCAAUGUGGGGCUGCAGUGCUGGUCAUGCGUACCACUGGCCACUGACAGCUACUUGCAGAGCUGGAUCCCAAGAGAGGGUCUGUUUCCAAGACAACCGAAGUUUUAACUCUGAUAGCCCCAGUCUAAUUGGGGUGCCUUCUGAGACACAGACUAGCCCUGUUGAAAGGUAUCCUGGGAGGCCUGUGAAAGCAAAGCUAGACUGUAACCGGACCAGAGACUCUUGUGACUUCUCCUAUUGCAGUGAGCCCUCUGAGGUGGAUGAAGCUGUGGAAGAGUAUGAAGAUGAAAACACCCUGUUUGAUAUGGUUUGUGAGUCUUCCGUUACAGAUGAAGAUAGUGACUUUGAACCCCAAAUCCAAAGGCCUCAAAGCAUUUCUCGGAAAAGGCCCAUAGUUCCGUCUUCCCUCCAUUCAAGUACCCAGACACAGUUGGUUGAUGAAUGCAGUAAUGAUGUCAUCAUCAAGAAAAUCAAACAAGAGAUUCCAGAAGAUUACUACAUUGUGGCAAAUGCAGAGCUGACUGGAGGGGCAGACGGGCCAGCCCUUUCCUUGACCCACAUGGCAAAACCCAAGCCUCAGACCCAUGCCGGUCCUUCCUGUGUAGGGUCUGCCAAGCUGAUUCCCCAUGUAACAUCUGCCAUCAGCUCAGAGAUAGACCCACAUGUUAUGUCAGCAUCCCCCUCUGUGAUCUCCAGACCACUCAUCCCAAAGACAGCUAGGGUAUCUCUGGCUUCGCCAAACAGAGGACACCCUGGUACCUAUGGCACCAACCAGCAGAUGGCCAUGCAGAUGCCUGUGAGCACAUCUCAUCCUAACAAACAGAUCAGUAUCCCUUUGUCUGCUCUGCAGCUGCCUGGACAGGAGGAGCAAGUUGCUUCUGAGGAGUUCCUGCCUCAUCUGCCCAGCCAGGUCUCAUCCUGUGAGGUAGCCCUUUCUCCUGUUAACACAGAGCUGGAAGUGAGCUCCAGUCAGCAGCAGCCCCCAGUUGCUCCAACUAUAACCACUGAGGCUACAGCACAGUGUAUACCAGACCAGGAUGAAAGAGCAGCUGAGCUCAGCAGGGAGCAGAAUGAGAAAACCAUCCGGAGCACGCAGACUGCGCUCCGCAAUUUCCCUUAUUCUACUAAGCUCAACAAAUUUCCUGUAUUUAAUAUUAACGAUGAAUUGAAUGAUCUGUGUACCAGUGCAGUAAGCCCAAACACCACCAAAGCCACACGGUACGCCCUGAAUGUGUGGCGAUAUUGGUGCAUGACCAACGGGCUCAAAGAUCACACAGACAUCACCAAGAUCCCUGCAGUGAAGUUGAAUGAGCUGCUUGAGAACUUUUAUGUCACCGUCAAGAAGAGUGACGGCUCAGACUUCCUGGCUACCUCGCUCCAUGCCAUUCGCCGAGGCCUGGACCGCAUCCUGAAGAACGCAGGGGUGGGCUUCUCCAUCACCAGCAGCACCUUCAGCUCAUCCACCAAGAAACUCAAGGAGAAGCUGUGGGUGCUGAGUAAGGCCGGGAUGUCUGGUGCCCGCUCCCGCAAUAUUAUUUACUUCUCCCUUUCUGACGAGGAGGAGAUGUGGCAGGCCGGGUGUCUAGGAGAUACCAGCCCGAUCACUCUUCUGUCCACUGUGGUCAAGUACAACAGCCAGUACCUGAAUAUGCGGACCCUGCAGGAGCAUGCUGAUCUCAUGUAUGGCGACAUAGAGCUGCUCAAAGACCCACAAAACCAGCCCUACUUUGCGCGCACCGACAGUGUCAAGCGGGAGAGUCGGAGCAGUUCCACCAGAAUGUGUCAUGGCAAAAUCUACCAUGAGCAUUCCAGGGGACACAAACAGUGCCCUUACUGCCUCCUCUACAAGUACAUGUACAUCCACAGACCACCCACUCAAAUGGAGGCCAAGUCCCCCUUCUACCUUACCGCCAGGAAGGAGGCCACCGAAAUGGGCAGUGUGUGGUAUGAGGAGCAGAGGAUGGGACUGCGGUCCCUUCGGGGGAUUGUUCCGAAUUUAGCCAAGAAAGUCAAGCUGGACAACUGUGAGAACUUCACCUUCGUCUCCUUCACUCAGGUCUCCAGGAGGCUUGGCUCCCACAGCUACUGCCAGUGAACCCUCCUCCCUCCCUGGAUCCAGGCCAUUGCCCUCUCCUCUUCUAGCAAGAGCUCCCCUUGGCUGCCUAGGCUGGGCUCAGCAGCCAGGCAGAGUUCUCAGGAGCCAGAAGCUGACCCUACAUGCAGUUUCCAUCCCCUGAAGCCUACUAUUCCUCUGACUUGGAGUUUGUUGGCUUCACUUUUAAUUUUUUUUUCCAUGAAAGGCGAUGAAUUUGAAUAAUUGGGAUGCUUUAUCCAAAUGUGUUUCACCUUUGUUAAAUCACAGAACUUAACAAGAGUUAGAUUCUUGGAGAAUUUGUUUCACUAAUUGUCUACAAGUGUGAGGAAAUUCAUUUUAUCUAGUGCCUUUUUAGCACAGGUUUUCUGCAAAAAGAAAAAGGAAACUUUCAGUAGUCAUUAAAAAAAAAAUCCCAGUAGCCUAGUAGCAGUAGAAUGUUUUGAGGCCUAUACACUUCAUUGAGUUCACUCACAAUAAGGAACUAGAGAGAUAAGAGAGAGGCAGACAUGUUGGAGGAAAUUGUACUGGAUGCUGCUGUAUGUUUUCUUGGUGGAUAGCAUGGUCCUGCAGGACAGGCAUCCUCGCUUGAGCCUCAGCCAGAGAGGCAGGCUGCUCACUUCAGAAGGAAGAUCUUCUCUGCUAUGGGUGGAGACAAUUGUAUAAAAAGAAGACAAAUGCUCUGAAAGGGUGUUUGUGAGAACAAGGUUCCCUGUUAACUAGAUAGUUUGUACUAGGAGGGAAAUUCUUGGGCUUGGAAAAGCCACCUGUGAUCCAAAUGUGAAAACCUGAAGCAGAAGUGCCUAUGUCUGUCUUAGUUCUCAGCACCACAUGACAGCACUUUUCAUUUGAACAUUGUUGAGUUUGUUUGUUCUUCCUGUCAUACAGCUGUUUGGUUGGCAUGCAGCACAUAAAAGAUAAAUAGUAAUGUUCAGGCUUUCCUAGGAAAAUCCAAUAAAACACAAUACGAAGGAAAUAAAUCCUCAAAUGCAUUUGAUAAAGAGCUUUGAGAUAUUUUUACCCAAGUCUGACUGUUUCAGCCACCGCUGAUGUCAUUUUAGAUUGGUGCCAAUGCUUGGGACAGUGUGAAUCAGGCCGAGUAAACCCAGCAUUAAGGAUGUAAGUUACAAAAUCAAACCAUCAUGACAGGUUGUGCAUGCAGUUUGAAAUUAUUUCACUCAGGUAAAACAGCCUGGCCACAUGCUAUUUAACCACUCUCAGACUCUUCCAAUAACUAUUCAGUAAUUAGAAAUACAACAAUAAGUGAAAAAGGAGCCCUAAAAGCAUGAAUCAAUAAUAAUUUCUAGUAUCUUUAUCAUAUACUGUACCAUUAUGUUCCUGAAUUUGCUUCCUACUCCCAAAUUAAGAUCCCAAUUUAAAUUCAUUUUGUAGGAGUUUUUAAAGUAGUUUUACUUCUUUUUCAAAGCAUUGCAUUAGCAUUUAAUUAGUUAUAAAUAAUUUGCUGAUUGUUGAAACAUGAGACACUUCACCAGAGAAGACUCAACCAAUGCUGCCUUAAGGUCUGAUGUUGUUCACUUUCUAGUUACUACACAUAAUUUUAUUUACUAGUUGCUCUUUUCUAAGUAGAGAUUACUUUGCUAAACUUCCAUCUGUAUAUAAAUAACAAGUAAUAAUAGUGUUACAACUUGAUAUUGCAUACUAUUCUGUUGUAGGUUUUUUUGUAGUGAUUUUUAAGGGUUUAAGAGAAAUUGAUAUAAGAUAUUAAGUACUUUAGUUUGCUAAACAUCCAAAGGAUAGUUUGUUUGUGGAAAGUAAAUGGUCAUUUUCUUGUCAGUCUACCCUUAGACUGAAAUGUGAUCUGUAUUAACUAUGAGCAGAGCCUACAGCCUCAUUAAGUAAAACCUCCAUUUUUGUUUUAAACAGAUUCAGGAGGAAACUACCAUUAAAAAUCA